AUACUGUGCAGCUGUGUACUUAAAUAAUGUUACUAUAUUGUACAUAAUACCUCAACAGUAAUUACUGUUAUGGCAUUAAAGCUGGGACAUUAAGCCCUGCAAUGCAGAGUCCUGUUAGUUGUGUGUUUGUACAGUGCCAUAGCUCCCAGAACUCUAGGGCACAGGUCUAUGAGUGGAGUAGCUGGGUGCAAUACCAAUAAAUAAUAAUAAAAAUAAAAUGCGGUGUUCUUGCUGAACCCAAGUGAAAUCCAAAUGAAAAGGGUUUGCCUGUGGAAACUACUCAGGAUUUGGGACAGCUGAAUCCUCACUCCCUGACAAACUCACAGCCUUUCCUGCAAUCAAUAGGUCUUAGUAGGGUAUGUGGCCUGCUACCUGUCCCCACCGAAGAUUCUUGGUGGCCUAAUGGAUUUAUGCUGUAAACCUGUCACCAAUCCUUUGUCCUGGGGCUAUUGGAAAGCUGUACACAGGGAUAUUUACAGUGAAAUGCAUUUUAAUUCCUUUGAAAUACAUGGGAUCGGGAGAGAUUUUUUGGAGGGUUUAAUGGAGGGAAAAAGCAAAUAUUUGGAUUUAGGAUUGUAUUGUCAUUAGGGACCUGUUUUAAAGCUGUUUUCUAUGUAAAGACGGAUUUUACUCUACAAAUUUAAAAGUCGAUAUUUAAGAAUCUCAUUAAUCAUUUACUUUGCAAAAAAAAAAAGCCUUUUCAAUUCUCCCUUCCCUAGCUUGAGAAUUUAAAAUGUCUCAUUGGUACAGCAAAAUAUCCUUUCUCACAAAAGAGAGAAAGAGACUUUAAACAUUGCCCUUAACAUUACAUCCCUCUUCUCUCAGUAAGGACGUAAGUCAGAGAAAAAAAGUGCUUUGCUGUUUAGGGGACUUUGCAAGACAGCUAUGUUUGGGGUCCUUCGCUGCAGCUGGAUUAAAGUAUCAUCAAAAGCUGUGUAUUAAGCCAUGGAGGCAGACGAGGGAUUGAUUCUCAACGUGAGCUCUCUGCCUUCCCCAUAUUUUCACCAUUCUGCAGGACACAAGAAGUUCCCCAAGACACUGCCCAACAAGGACAAGUGGCAAACAAAGGUUCCGAAAAGGAAGCUUCAGCAGGCAGAUGAAGGCACACCUUUCAAGCGGAAACGCAAGUUGUCAGCGUCCCCAAACAAGAAAUGCACCAAGGAGGCCAACAUCUGCAUGAAGGGAAAUUUGUCGUCAAAAUCUCCGAAGAAACCCUCGACUGACCGACAGAACGAGAGCCUAAGCAGCAGACCUUUCAUUAAGACAUCAUGUCUUUUUAAAAACAAUCCUGAGAUUCCAGAAAUUCACAGAGGGGGCGUGAAACAGGUGCAGGAAAAAGUUUUCACUUCGGAAUCUUUCAGCCAGCUGGACCUCCAUCCCCAUCUGGUUUCCACAAUAACCACUGUCUUGAAGAUGUCUAGUAUGACCAGUGUUCAGAAGGAAACUAUUCCUGUGCUGCUGAAAGGCAAGGAUGCACUGGUGAGGUCCCAGACAGGUUCAGGUAAAACUCUUGCUUAUGGCAUCCCCCUCGUUCAGUCUCUGCAGGGAACGAAGUCAAAAAUAAAGCGCAGCGAUGGGCCUUACGCGCUUAUCUUAGUUCCAACAAGAGAGCUAGCCCUACAGAGCUUUGAUACUGUCCAGAAAUUGCUGAAGCCGUUUACCUGGAUUGUGCCGGGUGUGCUAAUGGGGGGAGAAAAGAGGAAGUCUGAAAAAGCCAGAUUACGCAAAGGAAUAAAUAUUCUCAUUUCAACUCCUGGCCGCCUGGUCGAUCACAUCAAGUCCACAAAGUGCAUUCACUUCUCUCGUAUCCAGUGGCUGAUUAUGGAUGAGGCGGACAGGAUCCUGGACAUGGGCUUUGAGAAGGAUGUGACCGUGAUUCUCAAUGCUUUAAAUACAGAGAGCGAGAGACGGCAGAAUGUCCUGCUCUCAGCCACGCUCACAGAGGGAGUAACGAGGUUGGCCGAUAUCAGUUUGCACGAGCCCGUGAGCAUCACUGUGGUGGAUGAAACCUGGGACAGAAACACACCAAAGCAGGAAUCCAUUUGUUCCCCGGCCGGAGUGGAAGAAGAUGGCUUUGCCAUACCAGAGAAGCUCCAACAGCAUGUGGUGGUGGUUCCCAGUAAACUGAGGCUUGUCACACUAGGAGCUUUUAUCCUGGGGAAGUGCAAGUUUGAAAAACACCACAAGAUGAUCAUUUUUUUCUCCAGCUGUGAGCAAGUGGAAUUCCACUACCAGCUCCUCCUAAAAGUCCUGCUGGGAGGCCAAGAGGCUAAAGAGCCUGAGCGUUUGCCACACCCCUCUUCACACGUAAAGUUCUUGCGACUACACGGCAACAUGGAACAGGAGGAAAGGACAGAGGUGUUCCAGAAGUUCUUACAAUGCAAGACGGGCACCUUACUGUGCACUGAUGUUGCAGCACGAGGAUUGGACCUGCCUCGGGUCACGUGGAUUGUUCAGUAUAAUGCUCCAGCGUCGCCUGCGGAAUACGUCCACCGAAUUGGGAGGACGGCUCGGAUUGGCUGUCACGGGAACAGCUUGCUCGUCCUGACUCCUUCGGAGGCAGAAUAUGUCAACUCGCUGGCUUCUCACAAGAUUAACGUCUGUGAAAUGAAGAUGGAGGAUAUUCUAUCAAGCCUACUGAAAGAUGAUCGUUUCAAGGGUCGCCAAUGGGGAAACAAGAAAUCCCAUGGCACAAACCCCCAGGAAGUGCGGGAACGGGCGACAGUCUUGCAGACGGAAUUUGAAAAUUAUGUGCACUCCAGUGAGGGAACUGUCCGGUGGGCAAAGAAAGCUCUGCAGUCCUUCCUUCGCUCCUACACCACCUACCCCAAGACCCUGAAGCACAUCUUCCACAUCAAAUCCCUCCACCUGGGCCAUGUGGCGAAGAGUUUUGGGCUGAGAGACGCUCCUCAGAACCUCAGCGCCUCCAUGGCUGCUAGUCCGGGAAAGAAAACCAAACCGAAACCAAAAAGGCCUGACCUUCGCAGGAAAACCCCAGGCAAACGCCGCCUAGCUGAAAUCUUGCGAUCUGAAUACUCCAGUGGGAUAGACUCUGGUAUAUCCAGGGUCAAGAGAAGGAAGAGACAUGGAAAACCUGACAACCAGAAAAUGCAGAGCUGAACUGGGAGUUUCAAGCCCUUUGCUGCAGAAACUGAUUCUGGAAAACCCAUGGGACAGAAGGCAAAGUGACAUGCAACGCAAACUGAAAUGCACUAGAAUUUAACAGGGAAUUUUUAAAAGGCUAAGCCCCCAGAAGACCUCAACAGGGCAGAAAUCAAACAUGCCCUGUUCUCAGUCAAGAUUGCUCCAUAGCCAAUAAAUACAGCUUGAUGAAGGUGUACAAAGUUUCUAAAUUUUGCAGUUUUAAACCAGGACCUUUGGUUUUUGUAAAGAAAAUUUGGAGUGGUCACAUGAACUGUAGAGGGAAAUGUGCAACUACCAGAAUAUGAAGUGACCAUCAGAUGGGUUAAGAUAGGAGCUGAGUUUAUUGGGGCAAUUACAAUGUUUAAAAAGGAACCAAUUGUUUAAUUUAUUUUUCGUAGAGAAAGGUGAAGUAGUGCAGAGUGUAUCAGUCCUUAGUUGCUUAUUCUUACUAUGCAAACCUAAGCCUGACCUGAACGAAGUGAGAAGUGGGGGUCCCAGAUCUGAAUGUCAAAACUCCCAUUCACUUGGGAGCAAGAUUGUAUGUAAAUAGCCAGAGGACCACUCUUCCAUUCCCUACUCCUGUCUCAGGCAAAAUGUGGAGGUAAGAUUUAGACCCAUGUAAUAGGUCUUCCUUCUCAGCACAAAGAAAAGGCUUGUGAAGAGCAUUUCUAACCCUUAAUGGGACCAUCAUUUUGUAGCACACUUUAUUGCUCAUUCUGAAAAGCACAUUGAUUGACUUCAGCUGUUUCUUGCAUCGGUCAAGCGUAUUUAUUUCCUUCUCCUUUUCCGCAGUAUAUUCUGGGCUAAUGGAUUUGUCUCCUUGUGUUCUCCUGUUUCCUUUGACGUGGAAAAACACAACAUGAAUUUUUUCCUUC
Pelodiscus sinensis (Chinese soft-shelled turtle) is the source of this 4019-nucleotide messenger RNA. It is a transcript of the gene DDX31, whose product is annotated as DEAD-box helicase 31. Lineage: Eukaryota; Metazoa; Chordata; Testudines; Trionychidae. The record is from RefSeq and is a predicted model, not a curated record. Gene Ontology annotation, molecular function: nucleic acid binding; RNA helicase activity; ATP binding.